Messenger RNA from Dryobates pubescens (Downy woodpecker), 2507 nucleotides. It is a transcript of the gene KNOP1, whose product is annotated as lysine rich nucleolar protein 1. NCBI's taxonomy places the organism in Eukaryota, Metazoa, Chordata, Aves, Piciformes, Picidae. The transcript is spliced from 5 exons. The record is from RefSeq and is a predicted model, not a curated record. The coding region runs from base 41 to 1885 and encodes 614 amino acids.
GGUCGCGGGGCGGCGGGGGCUGCACGUGGGCCGCGGCAGAAUGAUCGUAAAGAAAAAGAGAAAAGAUCACGAGGAACCAGUACAGAAGAAGAAAAAGGUGAAAAGCAGUAGGAGCCAGACUAUCAUUAAAAUUGAGAAAGAUGUACAAAUUGUCAUUAAAACUGAGGAUGAUGACCAACUUCAGACAAAAACAAAGGUGAAGAAGAAGGAAAAGUUUAAGGAAGAUGAAUGUUUAGACCGACUAGAACUGAAGAGGAAGAAGAAGAAAAAGAAAACCAAAAAAGAUAGCUGUGGCUCUGAAUUGCUGAAAGAAACACAUUCAGAAAGCUUUAUGCAUUUGAAAGGCCAUCUGGAUACAGAACCCCAAGAGGAACCAGAGGAACAAAUUAAAAGUCUCAAAAAAAAGAAGAAAAAAAUGCAUUGUCAUUCCUCCUUAUCAUUGGAGAAUAAUCAGAGCGCUGAUGUAGAGCUGUCAAACCAUCAUACAGAUGGUACUAAAGAAAAUGAAUUUGCUUACAAAAAAAGCAGAAAGAAGGCUGAUUCCAAUGUGGGUGGUGAAGAAACUAAGAGAAAAAAGAAGAAGGGGGUUUUUUCAUUAGAGGGCAUCCAGGACAGUGAACAGAAACAGUCUGAAAACAUCUGUAAAAAAAAACACAAAUGUAUUUCACAACAAAAAGCUUUUAGGGGCCAAAGCUGUGCAACAGCUAUGGUCCAGAAUGAUGAGGAGAGUUAUGUGAGAAGAAAGAAAAAGAAGAAAAUCAAAGAGAAGUCUGACUCCAUUUCACCAUUAGCAGAUAAUCAGUACAGCACCUGUGAAGUUCCUGAUGGCACCAUAACAUUAAGUGACUGUAGAAAAAGGCAAAGAACUUUGACAAAUAGAGAGGAAGAGGACACUGCUGAGAACUCUGGAAGUAUUAGAGAGGCCAAAAGGGAAAAGAAGGGAAGCAAAAAUGUUUCUUCCAUAACAUACAAAGAUAAUCCGGCGUACAGUCAGAGAGGUGCUGGUAAGCAUCUCCCAGCACAGCAAGAAGUGAAGCUGGUGGAAGAAGAGCUUUCUGGAAAAAAAGGCAGGAAGAAUAUCAAGGAUCAUAAAGUCAGCAAGAAAAAAAAGAAGAAGAUGCAGAAAGAAGAGGAGAAGGAAACAACAUACUCAAAAGUUUACUUAACCAAUGACAGUGCAUUUAAAAGCCAAAAGCCAACAGUACUAGAAAGCAAUAAGAAGGAUAAAGAGAGUGAAAUGAAGCAAGCCCAAUAUGUCACAGGGGACACUGUAGAUAGGGUAUUAUGCAAUAGUAAUCAUGUGCUCUGUGACAGGAAAAGCAAAAAAAGAAGAAAAGAAGCACCACAGGACUGUGCUAAAGAGCCAGGUUCAAAUGCAAGUGCAAAAAAGAUCAAAAAAGAAGAUAUGAGAGAUGAGACACUGGGACAUAUGGAUGAUGUAACAAUUGUGCAGGAAAAAAAAGGAAACGCUGAUGAAGUUAACAUAGACAAGGUGAGGCGGCAGGCCCUGCAAGAAGAAAUUGAUAGAGAAUCUGGCAAAACUAAGAUGUUCAGCCCCAAAGUGGAACGGGAUCCAACAUUGGGCCAGUGGAGCACAGCCACUUUCCAAAGCCCUGAGAAAGAAAUGAAGUUUUUUAGACUGAUGGGUGGCUUUAAAAAGGGCUCUUCUGUGUCUAUCCAAAAUCUCUCAGCAACUACAAACAAAGCAAACAUGGCUCUGAACAAGGAAGGGGAAGAGAAGUUACAGCAAACUCUGAAGAUGGAAUUUGAUAAAGCAAUGAACUUGAAGCAACACAGAGGAGUUGGUCUUGGAUUUCAGCCUGCUGCCAACAAAAAAGUAUACAUAGACAAAUACACAACUAGAUCGAUAAAGUUUGAAGAUUAAAUCUCUGAGGUAAUAAAAGGAAUGAAAAUAGAGCAGGGAUUUAUUUUAAUUUUUUUCCACUUUCCACAUCUUUUUACUUGAAAUAAAAUACAAAGUGUUUAAGAAGUUUGAUUGAUGAGGCACUUUUAGUACACAUUUGCAACAGCACACACCAGAUGAGGUGGAGCUGGGUCCUCACUUCAAGGAAACCUUGACAAUAUUUUCUACAAGGCAAGGGGACAGCCUCCUUCAAAGGCUGAAGGGAUGUGGGCAAUGCCUGCAACAAGUUGAUAGUAAAUUGGUUUUUUAAAUGCUGAUUUCAGAAACUUCUUUUUAGCAACAUGGUAAUGAUUCAAGAGGAUUUUAGUGCUCUGUAAAGCCUUCCUGUUUUCACACUCAGUGAGUGGUACAAAGUGAUGGUGUUUUACUUGGAAGAAACGCUACAGGUGUACCUCCAGGUUUGAUGAGGGUAAACUUAAAGUAGUUUCUUCAGUAUUGACACCUUCAUUAUACUAAUGAACAGCAUUGAACAUCCCCUAUAUGUCUUAACUGUGCUCUGGCAGCUGGAUUUUCAAGCAGCAGCUAUUACCUGUAAAUUAAGGUAAAUGCUUUCUGGAUAAAGCACAAAAUAGAUGGAUCUACA